AGAUACGAGAGACCAGCAGAAGCUCCGUUGGAGGCUUGGAGCCCUAGAGUGACUGGUGACCUCAUCUUCUCCCAUUCUUGCCGUGGAGUCUCUUUCCCACCCUCGCAGCCUUCUUCGACCUGUUCGCCGGACAUCGCAGCCUCGAGCAGGAGCUUCCCCAUUCUCUCCCAUAUUUGCCGUCGAACCUAUCUCGCAGCUUCGAAGCCCCUUCUCUCUCGAAGGCUCGAAGCCCGUUCUUUGCUGUACGAUGCCAUUAUUCACUGUUUAGAAGGAUUAGCCUAAUGGUUAAACGACAAGUAGCUGAUGGAGGAAUUGAAGAUUCUGGGUGUACUAAGACUAAGAAGAAACAGUUACUUCCAUCCAUGAUAAAGAACAAGGAGAAGAGAUCAAUUGUCCAUGGAAAGCUCAAGCAUGAGAAGAAGCUUGAGAAGCGUAAGAAGGCUAAAGUGCGUGAUGCUGCUGAAAAGAUGGCUCUUGAGCUUGGCGAGGAGCCUCCACCUAAGCAGAUUCCCCGCACUAUUGAAAACACACGGGAGUUUGAUGAAACUGUUUGCAGGCCUGAUGAUGAAGAGCUAUUUGCAGGAAAUGAUGCAGAUGAAUUUAGUUCAGUUUUAAAUGGUGAACGCACUCCUAAGAUACUAAUUACCACUUGCCGUUUCAAUUCUUCUAGGGGACCUGCUUUUAUAUCGGAACUGCUUUCAGUUAUCCCAAAUGCACAUUACUAUAAGAGGGGGACUUAUGACUUAAAAAAGAUUGUAGAGUAUGCAAAACACAAGGAUUUCACCUCCCUUAUAGUUGUUCACACUAACCGCAGGGAGCCAGAUGCUCUUCUAAUUAUUAGCUUGCCUGAUGGUCCUACUGCUCAUUUCAAGCUUUCAGGACUUUUCUUGCGCAAAGAUAUUAAGGGUCAUGGAAAUCCAACAAAUCACAAGCCUGAGCUGGCAUUGAUCGACUUCAGAACAAGCUUGGGUCAUCGAAUUGGAAGGAUGAUACAAUCACUUUUCCCCCGAGAUCCAAAUUUUCGUGGUCGGCGAGUUGUGACUUUUCGAAACCAGAGAGACUUUAUAUUCUUUCGUCAUCAUCGGUAUAUUUUUGAAUGUAAAGAAAGCAAACAUGGUGAUCUGAAAGAUAAAAAUGGAAAAAAUGCGAAUGGUGAAAACAUUGUAGCCCGCUUUCAGGAGUGUGGUCCUCGUUUCAUUUUGAAGUUGAUCAGUCUACAACAUGGAACAUUUGACAGCAGAGGCAGUGAAUAUGAGUGGGUUCACAAGCCGGAAAUGGACACCAGCCGCAGGAGAUUCUUCUUGUGACUUGCUUUGCUAGUCCCCUGGCUCUAAAAUUGAAGGCUUUUGGAGUCUCGUGGCCCUGCAAUGGAAGUCAGCUUGACAUGGGUGCGCGAAAAUAUUAAGGAAAGGAAAAUAUCAAGGCCCAUGUUUACAUGUUUGGUUAUCAAGAAAAAGAAAAAUGAGAAAGAAAAUUAAAAUAUAUUAAACGUAUGAAAUUUUUUUUGUUUUUUUGAUUUUCUGUCAUUAAUAUUUGAUUUUUUAAUCAUGUUAAAAGAAAUUUUUAUUUUUAGUAGUAUUUAAUAGAGAAGAGUUCCCUCAUUUUUCUGUUCUUUUCUUUUCUUUUCCCCAAGCAAUGGGCAAGUUCCUGCAGAUAUGGGCAAUAAUUGUUGUAUUCAGGUUUCAAAACUUUAACAUGUUACACCGGAUCUUGCAACUAUUUGAUUUGGUGCAAUAUGGGCAUAGCUGUAUUCAUGUUUCAAAACUUUGAUUGUAUGUGAAUUAAUUUGAUUAAUCCA
Molecule: messenger RNA, 1798 nt
Organism: Malania oleifera
Lineage: Eukaryota; Viridiplantae; Streptophyta; Magnoliopsida; Santalales; Ximeniaceae
Exons: 12
Coding region: 282-1307 (341 amino acids)
Biological process (GO): maturation of 5.8S rRNA; maturation of LSU-rRNA
Cellular component (GO): preribosome, large subunit precursor; nucleolus
Molecular function (GO): rRNA primary transcript binding
Source: RefSeq, a predicted model, not a curated record